CGUUAACAGAUUGUUAUGAGUGCGCAUUAAAAAAACGAUAGGAAGAUCGAUCGAUUAUUAGAACCUUUUAAUUUCAUCAUGAAGUUUCAAACCUUGACAUUAUCCGGCAGCCUUCUGCUGACGCUUUUUGCCUUUUCUACUCUAAAUGUGGUUGCUGCCUCUAAAUAUUUGGCUGUCCUUCACACAGCCGGCAAAUCUCAUUUCAUUGUGGGAUCAUCGCUUAUGAGAGCUUUGGCACAAAAGGGACAUGAGGUCUAUGUGAUCUCACCGUUUCCCCAAAAGCAGCCAAUCGAGAAUUACAAUGACAUUCCGUUACCUUCAAUGAUUAAGGCUUUUGCAGAUACCGUUAAGAACUUUUGGGAGAUAAACGACCGCAGUAUGGUUGCGAAUAUUUUCUCACGUUACGAUUUGGGUACCCGCAUAACAGAGGUGGCUCUAAACGAUUCUAAUGUCCAGCAGUUAAUGGCUAGCAAUCAUACUUUUGAUGCUGUCAUAUGCGAAGUAUUUCUAUCCGAAGCGCUUUAUGGUUUAAGCGAACAUUUUAAGGCUCCCCUCAUUGGAUUGGGAACAUUUGGAGCAAUAUCGUGGAAUACGGAUAUGGUUGGUUCCCCUUCUCCCCCUUCCUAUGUGCCACUUGUUGCCUUGAAGUUAACCGAUCGCAUGACACUUAUGGAACGCGUACAAAAUUUGGCUUUUCUUACUUUGGAGAAGAUCAUAAUGGAAUGGUAUUAUCUGCCUAGACAAGCUGCCAUAUAUCGGAAAUAUUUCCCCCAUUUGCCAAGGGAUAUGUAUGAGGUGCGCAAAAAUGCUGCUCUGGUAUUGUUGAACACCCAUGUCUCCUUGGCCUAUCCUCGACCUUAUAUGCCCAAUCAGAUAGAGGUGGGAGGCAUGCACAUUAAUCGCCAUAGAAAACCUUUACCUGAGAAGAUAGAGAAAUUCAUCAAUGACUCCAAACAUGGAGUGAUCUAUUUUUCCAUGGGCUCUAAUCUCAAGAGUAAGGAUAUGCCUGUGGAAAAGAAAAAUGAAAUACUAAAAGCCUUUAAGAAUCUCAAACAAAGAGUGUUGUGGAAAUUUGAAGACAAAGAAAUGAAGGGCAAGCCUGAGAAUGUUCUCAUCAGUGAUUGGUUUCCCCAGGAUGAUAUUUUGGCCCAUAAAAAUGUCAAAGUUUUCAUCACACAUGGCGGUCUGUUGAGUACCACUGAGAGCAUAUAUCAUGGUGUGCCCGUUAUUGGUAUUCCCAUAUUUGGAGAUCAAUUCCUUAAUAUGGCAGCCGCAGAGAGAAAUGGCUAUGGUCUUACAUUGGACUAUAAGACCCUUAAAGCUGAGAGUCUUUUGCGAGCCUUAAAGAGGGUUAUUAAUGAAGAAAGUUUUCAGCACAACAUUAUGGAAAUAUCCCAACGUUACAAAGAUCAGGAUAUGUUGCCAAUGGACCGGGCCAUCUAUUGGGUGGAACAUGUGGUGCGUCAAAAUGGAGCCAAGUAUCUGCAUUGUGCCGGCUUGGAUUUGAAUUUUGUGCAAUACCAUAAUCUAGAUGCCAUGCUAAUUUUGUAUGGAGGCUUUGCCUUGGUGCUAUUUAUUGUGGUUUAUUGCAUGAAACUGCUUUUUAAAACUCUGGUGAGGAUGGUUAAACCAAAACGCAAGGAGAAGAGGAAUUAA
Stomoxys calcitrans (stable fly) is the source of this 1656-nucleotide messenger RNA. Its product is annotated as UDP-glycosyltransferase UGT5. The record is from RefSeq and is a predicted model, not a curated record. Gene Ontology annotation, molecular function: UDP-glycosyltransferase activity. Lineage: Eukaryota; Metazoa; Arthropoda; Insecta; Diptera; Muscidae. The transcript is spliced from 3 exons. The coding region runs from base 79 to 1656 and encodes 525 amino acids.